AUGUCUGCAAAGGCCAAGCUCAUAACCGACUCAGACUCGGACUCGGACUCUGACACACCUGCGUCCUUCCACUCCGCCAACGAGACACCCCCGGCCGACGAGAACGAGAAUGCCGGCGGCUUCAAGAUCAACGCUGAAUAUGCACGCCGCUUCGAGCACAACAAGAAGCGCGAGGAGCUACAACGCUUGGAGGAGAAAUACGGCAAAGAUGGUGCAGUAGCAGCCGAUGACUCGGAGGAAGACACCGAUAGCGAAGACGAGGAUGACAAUGCCGUUCUCGCCACCUUAGAGCUCGACCACGAGAUCAAUGCCACCCUCACUGCGAUCCGCAAGAAGGACCCCCGUGUCUACGACGGAAAGACAACCUUCUACACGCCCAUCCCCGAGGAGCCCCUCUCCGGCGAUGGCGACGACGACGCCGCCGCAAAGCCCGAGAAGCCUAUAACACUCAAAGACUACCACUUGCGCAACCUCCUCUCCGGCACCACCCCCGGCGCCGAUGAAACCCCCAAGCCCAAAACCUUCGUGCAGGAACAAGCCGAGCUUAAGUCCUCCGUCGUGCAAUCCAUGCACGCCGCGGCCGCCGCGGCCGCCGCCGAGGACUCUGAUGACGGCGAAGAUGCCUUCCUCACUCGUAAAUCCAAGCCCGAAGAGCCCGCCGACGCCCCCCCACCCCUCCCCGACCUCGCCCUUGCCGACAAGAACCCCGACGAGUUCCUCAACCAGUUCCUCAGCUCGCGCGCCUGGGCCGCCAGCAAUGUCCUCACGCCCGCGCUGCUCGACGACGAUUCCGAGGACGAGGAGACGGCCGAGGCCUUUGAGAAGGCGUACAACUUCCGGUUCGAGAACCCCGACGUCGAGUCGCGCGGCACACUCGUCUCGUACUCGCGUGACGCCGUCAGCACCAACACCGUGCGCCGGGAGGAGAAGUCAGCGCGCAAGAUUGCGCGCGAGCACAAGCGCGAGAAGAGGGAGGCGGAGGCGGCAGAACGCGAGCGCGAGAUGGGAAGGCUGCGGAAGUUGAAGAUGGAGGAGCUGCUGGAGAAGGUGAGGGUGCUGCAGGAGGCGGCGGGGAUCGAGGGUGCGGGGGAGGAGGAUGCGGAGGCGCUAGAGAAGGUGCUGGAGGGGGAAUGGACGGAGGAGAGGGUGGAUGAGUAUAUUGCGAGCAAGUUUGGCGAGGAGUAUUAUGAGAGCGGGAAGGCGGAUAAGCCAGUGUUUGAGGACGAUAUUGAUAUUGAUGAUAUUGUCCCGGACUUUGAGAAGGAGGAGGGCAUGGGACUCGACGACGACGAUGAGGAUGAGGACGCAGAGGACGAAGGCGGCGUCGCACUCAACGCCGACGCCGACGCCGACGCCGACGCCGACGUAGAAGAAGAAGAGGCACCCUCUAAGAAGCGCAAAUCUAAGAAAGAGGCCAAAAACGACGAGCGCAAGAAGAAGCAGAAAACCAAAGAGCUCAAGCGCAAACUCGAGAAAUACGUCGAUGACAACUACGACUUUGAGGCGCAGCUGCCUCCGCCCACCACUGGCAGCAAGACCCGGGGCUUCCGCUACCGCGAGACCACGCCCGAGACGUACGGGCUCACGUCGCUCGACAUCCUCACGGCGACGGACCAGGACCUGAAUACGUAUGUGGGGCUCAAAAAGCUGGCGACGUUUAGGGAGCCGGAGAAGAAGAAGAAGGACAAGAAGAGGUAUGGGAAGAAGAAGAGGCUUAGGGAGUGGAGGAAAGAGGUGUUUGGGGAUGAGAAGGGGAUACAGCUUCCGGAAGGGUGGAAGCCGGAGGGGCUGCAGGAGGGGAAGGGGAAGAAGGGGAAGAAGGAGGCGGGCGAGGUGGAUGUUGUCGAGGGCAGGGAAGGGGGAAGGAAGAGGAGGAAGCACAAGGCGUAG
Morchella importuna is the source of this 1890-nucleotide messenger RNA. RefSeq lists its product as uncharacterized. The record is from RefSeq and is a predicted model, not a curated record. Gene Ontology annotation, cellular component: 90S preribosome; nucleolus. Gene Ontology annotation, biological process: endonucleolytic cleavage in ITS1 to separate SSU-rRNA from 5.8S rRNA and LSU-rRNA from tricistronic rRNA transcript (SSU-rRNA, 5.8S rRNA, LSU-rRNA). NCBI's taxonomy places the organism in Eukaryota, Fungi, Ascomycota, Pezizomycetes, Pezizales, Morchellaceae. The coding region runs from base 1 to 1890 and encodes 629 amino acids. The transcript has 2 exons.